CAUCCAAGAGUUUAGCUCUUCAUAGUGUUCUCAUAAAAAAAAAUAAAAAAAAUAAAAAAAAUUUGCAGUUGACGGUUGAUCAAUAGUAGUGGAAAAGUAUGGUGCUUCAGACAAUUGAUCUUUUGAGGAAUGAGAUUCCUCUUGAGCAGGAGACUGUAAAUUUCUCUGAAGACGCUGUGAUUGGUCUUGUUCUUGUGGACAUCAUCAAUGGCUUCUGCACAGUUGGUGCUGGAAAUCUGGCUCCAAGAGAGCCGAAUAGGCAGGUAUCCGGGAUGAUCAGCGAGUCAGCAGCACUGGCGAGGCAGUUUUGCGAGAAAAAGCUGCCGGUCAUGGCUUUCCUUGAUUCUCACCAACCAAACAAACCUGAAGACCCUUAUCCUCCUCACUGCAUUGCUGGGACAGACGAGUCGAAUUUGGUUCCCGCUCUAAGAUGGCUAGAGAAAGAACAAAAUGUGAGAAUCAGACGCAAGGAGUGCUUUGAUGGAUACUUGGGUUCAAUUGAGGCUGACGGUUCAAAUGUUUUUGUGGACUGGGUGAAGCAAAACCAGAUCAAGACU
Messenger RNA from Morus notabilis, 557 nucleotides. RefSeq names its product nicotinamidase 1. Gene Ontology annotation, molecular function: nicotinamidase activity. NCBI's taxonomy places the organism in Eukaryota, Viridiplantae, Streptophyta, Magnoliopsida, Rosales, Moraceae. Gene Ontology annotation, biological process: pyridine nucleotide salvage. The record is from RefSeq and is a predicted model, not a curated record. The annotation marks the transcript as partial. The transcript is spliced from 3 exons.